GUACUGCAGAUUAUGUCUGUUUGUCAUAGGGACCUUCUUGCAAGAAUAAAAACCUUUUAAAGACACUUUGUUUGUUUUUCCAAAUCAGCCUCGUCAUAAUUAAGUUUAUUUUUUCCAUGACAGACUCACAUCUUUCCAUAUGGAUUUCUAUAACUUUUGGGUUCCUUUGUUCAUUUUGGCCACUCUCGGAUGCUGUUCCCAGGGCAGUCUGCUUCUGAGCGACAAAAUAAAAGGCAUUGUAGGUAAAAAUGUGACCUUCAAAACAACAAUCACCUCAACAACGGGUUUACUAAUCGUAGCAUGGAAUUUCAACAAAAAUCAAGUUGUACCAAUAAUCACGCACAUACCAUCAUCGAACGCCACAAACAUCGAUGAGAAGUACACCGGCAGAAUCAGCUAUAAUACGACAACAUGCGAGCUUCAGCUUGGACCGCUGAUGAAGGAGGAUGAAGGAGAAUAUAUUCUCAGUAUCAUCACUGCCAAGGGAACACAACAGUCAGGACAGGUUGAUCUUGAGGUUCUUGAGCCAGUAACUGAUGUCAAGAUUUCAUCCAAUCUCCCUGAAGCUAUAGAGUUCAACAGCACCGUGAUUCUGACCUGCUCUGCCAAAGGCUCCUUUUCUUACAAGUGGUUGAAUGGUUCAGUCCCUUUGGAGGUGGAUGGCACGCAUACGAAACUGAACCAAACUGGCAAUGAGCUAACUAUUACUGAAGUUCGCCGUACAGAUCUAAGAGGACCCAUCGUCUGCAUAGCAGAGAAUGCACUGGAGUCAGGGAGGAGCGCUCCCUUCAAUCUCACUGUGAGCUAUGGCCCUGAGAAAAUCGCCAUGACGCAGACUCCAACUGAUUCAUUCCUUAAGAAAGGCUCUAACUUAGUACUCACAUGCUCAGCCGAUUCUGACCCUCCCGCUCAGCUCCGGUGGAUGUUUAACGGGGCAGAGCUGCUUCAGAUGGCCAACAUCACCAUCCCCAAUGUAGAGGAAAAAGACAGCGGCAACUAUAGCUGUGUGGCCUACAAUGCGAAGACCAAACGCAACGUUGCCUCACCGGUUGCUUUGGUGACUGUUCUGGAGGCCUUAUCUGGAACAAAUAUUUCCAGCUCCACAUCACGUCUCAUCGCUGGCAACAGCACAGUCAACCUCACCUGCUCGGCAGCCGCCGGUAAAGCUGAAACCGUGGAAUGGCUGAAGGACAGCAAACCUCUGACUCCUAGUGGCCGUGUCAUUCUUUCAACCGACAAGAAAUCUUUGACAAUUGUUCAAGUUGUUAAAGAGGAUGCGGGCGAUUACAAGUGCCAAAUGAAGAACAAAGUGAACAUGGAUGAAGCCAGCUAUAAGAUGGUGAUCAGCUACGGUCCAGAGAAUGUGAAGCUUGAAGGGAAGAAAAAUGUGAAGUUUGAAGAGCUUGUGGAGAUAAAGUGCUCUGCAGAGUCUGUCCCCCUCAGUGUGUACGCAUGGAAACUCAACGGUACAGUGAUGAACAUCAGUCAGGCAGUCUACAGAAUUGAAAAGGCCAAAGGCACAGACACUGGCACGUACACCUGCAAGGCAAUCAACCCAGUCACGGGAAUGGAGAAGGAAGCGACAUUCAAUCUCGCAGUGACAGAGGUCGGUGCGGUAGACGAGGGCCUAUCUGGAGGAGCCAUUGCUGGAAUUGUAAUUGCUGUGCUUGUGGCUGUGAUCAUCAUCGCUUGUAUUAUAAAGCGCAAGAGAAAAUCAGGCACAGAUAUUCCAUCUCCAUAUUAAAGCAAGACCUGGCAGCGAGGUGAACCGAGCAUAUCUUCAAGACCAACCCUUCAGCCAUUUAUCAGUCUUUUUUUAUCUGCAAAAGCUCUCCAUCAAGGCAACUGGAAAAACUGCCCUCACAACUGACUUAAACCUGCAGGUUUGGCCCUUUCAGGAGCUCAACCUUUUUUUAAAUGUCUAUUGUUUUUUUUAUAUCCUUUACCCUGCGCAAACGUACCCCAGACUUAAGGACACGAUAGAGGACGGCGGGUAAACAGCGAGACUGUUUACCUUUUAUCUGCAUCUCUUCCUUUCCUUGGCUGAAGUGGACAGCUUCCUUUGUUCCCCAAGAAACAUGAUACAGCCUCCAUCACCCUCUCAAUCCUUCAUCUGACCCUAAACCGACAGGUCGGUCGCCUGGCUUGACGUCUCAGAGGUCAUUUUGAAAGAGCUCUGUUUUGGGUAACAAAAUCCACCCUGAAAUGCACUGAGGGGUGAUGAGACCGUCACGUGUUUGAGAUCUCAACACACCCACAAGGCACUGAAACUUCGAGAUUUUAAGACCUGUUCAACAUGCUCGGAAGUCCCAAGGCAAUGAAGAUAUGUGGGGCCGACUUAACUUGAAGCCAGAGGCACCGCUGAGUUGUCGACGGAAGGUCACUUGUGGCAAAGCAUACCUUGGAGAUCAGAUCCAUGCUUUAAGCUUCCUAACACCUUUGCCAUGUUUUGCUACGCUUUUUUUUUAAAACACUCAUCUCUUUCUGUGUCUCUUAAGUGAGCCAUACAUAUUGUAUUUUAAAAGUAAGGCAGGCUCCAACAUGCUUGAACUGAGAAGCGGAAAGAAAAAAAAACUGCAUUUCUGAGGACAACGACAUACCACAGUUUUGCAGCGAAAUUGCUACUCUGUCCUUGGGUGUCCCCACAAAGAUUCAUCCCGCUGUAAUCCGGAUUCCAAUGGAUUCAUGUUCUAAAACAGGCCCAUUUUAAAAAUCACCUUGCGUUGACACACAGAAACAUUUGAAGUUUAAAACUGACAAGUAUUUGUGUUAAUACGUUUAAGUUGCUUAUUGUGUUCCAGUAUGUGAGAAAAUGUUUUUUUUUUUCUUUUCUUAUCAACAGAUAUCCUAAUUCUUUUAAUGUUUAGUUUUUUAACUGUGUUGCUCCUCAACCAAAGUGGUGAUCUUGAUGAUCUUGUAGUGAUCUUUUUGAUGUUGAUCAGAUCUCUCUAGAUAGAGAUGUGUUCAUUUUUAGAAAUUUUUAAGUUCAUUCCCUCGCUUUUUGGAAAUAAUAAUUAUUUUAGGAGUUACUGCCACAUAAACUUGCAAAAAGCCUCUGUUUUCAUAUAUAUUCAAAUAUAUUUUAAAAUGUAUUUCAAAAUAUACAAAAAAAUGGCUAAAUGAAAUAUGUUUUCGAUACAUUUUAGUUAAUAUUAGCUUCUAUUUUAGGCCAUUUUUUAUAUUUGUCAGUCUAAAUAUGUUUAUAUUGUCCAAUAUAAUAGAUAUAUAUUGUCCAAUGUAAUAGAAAUUCCAAUCUAUAUAUUGGAUAAUUCCAAUACAUAGAUUGGAAAUGUAUUUUGUCGACCUUUGAAAUACAUUUUGUAAUAUAUUUUGGCAUUUAAACAGUAUAUUUAAUGAAAUAUAUUUCAUUAAGUCACAUAUAAGUUACAACGUAUAUUUGAAAUCAGUUUUGGCCAGAUAAAUACAAACAAACAUGCAAAAAGAAAUGUUUAGUGCCCACUUCAGCAAGGAAUACUGGGUCACCUAAUUAAUAUUAAUGAGCUAAUCUGAUGUUUUUAAAAUACAGUAUGUCCCCGCCCACACUUUUAGAUCAUUUUUCCAACUUUAUAUGUAUGUACUGUAAGCGGCAGCCAAAACAAUCUUAAUGUAUAUGUAUGUGCAAAUCGACAGUAAAAACACACUAACACGCAUUUAUUAAAUAUAUUUGUACUCCAUUUUAGCGUUAAAACACAAAUAUCAUAAAAUGCUGAGCUGUAUAACUCCUUGCAAACCUGUAGACAGUUAAAUCUCCAGCAGCCUGCGUGUGUUUUAAGCAGUUUGGGCUGUUUGCAUGGAGAGACCAGUAAUCAUAUGAGUCUGACCACAGAUACACUGAAUUAACGGUUAGUUUGAGUUAGUUUGACUCAUCAUUUGACACGGUUUAGAUGGAAACAUCUUAUCCUUGUGUGCUUUUUAACAGAUUAUAUUAAGUGUUUUAUCAAAUAUGAAAUGUUUUCCUAUAGGCUAGAUAGAAUUUGAAAUUUAAAGGAAUUCAUCUUGUUGUGCACAACAGUUUUGUUCAGUGCUUUAAAGUUAUUUGAAGUCACCAAAUUAGGCCUGUAGAAUUUUUUUUUUUUUUUUUUUUGAGGAGAAGCACUGGAUAUUUGUGAGUAAAAUACAAUAUAUGCACGUUCAAAUCAACAUCCGUCAUUUGUGAAAUGUUCUCAGGUUUUGUUUACAGGGUGUUUAUAUUCUCUCAAAAUGACCAGUGCGGUCAUGUUUUAUAUUUUCAUUGUUGCUUUUAAUAUAAUUUAUUUUCAAAUGUUUUGCUUUUAUGUAACUGUUAUAUGUUUUGUGUUCAAAAAAAGAAUGUUUGAACUGCCCCAUUUUUUUGUCAUUCACUGAAUAAGAAAAAAUAAUUAUUGUAAAACUUACUUUAAUUAAAUUUGAUCUGUUUUCUACA
Messenger RNA from Ctenopharyngodon idella (grass carp), 4402 nucleotides. Its product is annotated as carcinoembryonic antigen-related cell adhesion molecule 5. Lineage: Eukaryota; Metazoa; Chordata; Actinopteri; Cypriniformes; Xenocyprididae. The coding region runs from base 140 to 1744 and encodes 534 amino acids. The record is from RefSeq and is a predicted model, not a curated record. The transcript is spliced from 10 exons.